UACAGCUAUAAGUAUAAUUAAAUUAGUAAUAGAAGUUUAUGUAUCGAAUAUCAGAGUAAGAAUAUUUUUAAAUGAGUCUUACUGAAGAAGACUUUAAGUGUAGCAUUUGUUUUGAAAUUCUUUUGGAGCCUACAACAUUAACAUGCGGUCACAGCUGUUGCAGAUUUUGCCUUGCUCAAUGGUGGAUUACAUCUCGAAAAUCUAAUUGUCCGGAAUGUCGAGAAGUUUGGCAAGGAUUACCAAAAGUUAAUGUCACAUUAAGGAACACAGUUAACAGUUUAUUUGGUGAUAUAGUUGAAAUACGCAAGACUUCAUUAAUAAAUAACCAAAAUUAUCAUGAGACCAUUGCAAAAUUUGAGCAACUGAAAAAAGAAAAAAAUGAGAGGGUUGGAAUUUGGCGUUAUGGAUAUUUAUUUGCUGCUGUAGUUGUGGCUGUAUUUGUGAUUAUAUUUGUUGGAAUUCAAUCCUUCAAAGGUACUUCAAGAAAUGAUUUGAUGUUAAAGUCUAUAUAUGACUGGUCACCAGAAGAUGUUGGAUAUUGGUUUGGUGAACUUGGUCCUUGGGCUAAAGGCACCUUUGACAAAAAAAUUAUUGAAGCAGGAAUAGAUGGAAGUCUGCUGAUGAAACUUACUGAUGCUGAUUUACAAGAUUUUAAAAUGAAUAUUUCUCUUCAUCGCAGAAUAACUCUAGAAGCCAUUAAAAAAUUAAAAAAAGAACUUCAAAAUCAGCAAACAGGAUUAUGGGAGUUUAAGGAGCGAAGGAGUGGGUUGGCAAUAUUCAUUAUGUUUGGUUUACGAGAAUUUCCAAGAUCUACUCUAACUUAUUUGUAUUUCUUUAAUUACAGAGAUGCUUUCUUACCAAUUUUUUAUUGCUCUGUAACAUUAAAAUCAGCUAAUAUUAGUUGUACUCAAAUGCAACACUCUCCUACAUUUGGUAAUUAUCUUGAGUUUUUACCACUUAUGUUUUCUAUUCCAUACUAUUUGGUUGGUCGGUUUGCUUCACAUUAUUUGUAUAUAAACUAUUGGGCAUCACGUGUUGUAAUUUUACAUGCUGUUCUUAUGACAGUUACAGAGAUAUCCAAUAUGAGACUUCUGUUAAUUCAUCGCAGAUCAGCUCAUUAUUAUGCUACCAAGUAUUUUAUAUAUGUGCUUAUGUCUUCACUUUCUAUCAAACUAUUGGUAUAUUUUUUACCUGUAUUUAUGACUGAUUGCAUAUUCUACUGGUUGCUAUAUGUUAGUCCGUUUGAUGCAUUUAAUAGGCUAUUGAAACGAUUUUUUGUAAGAAAUGCACCACAUAAUUUUGAUCACGAGGAGCAUAAUCAUGCUGGGGUAGAACAACAAUGGGGAUUUAAUUUUCAGUGGCAUGCUAGACGUUACUAAUAUAAAAUAGAUUAUUAUUUAUAAAAAAAUCUGAAUUUUUAUUUUGUAUAAUUGAUUUUAAAUUAUAUUUUCUUUGUAAGUUGUAGAGAUAUAGAAAUAUAUUUGUUAUUUAUAGUUUUGAAUUUAAAGUAAAUGGAUUUGAAAUAAUGGAAACCAUGAUUAUGAUAUAUAGUGAAAUAGACUAAUUGUUUAAGA
Messenger RNA from Hydra vulgaris (swiftwater hydra), 1574 nucleotides. Its product is annotated as bifunctional apoptosis regulator. Gene Ontology annotation, molecular function: protein binding; ubiquitin protein ligase activity; metal ion binding. Lineage: Eukaryota; Metazoa; Cnidaria; Hydrozoa; Anthoathecata; Hydridae. The record is from RefSeq and is a predicted model, not a curated record. Gene Ontology annotation, biological process: proteasome-mediated ubiquitin-dependent protein catabolic process.